CCUCAUCCCACGACCACCACCGCACUACUGCACCCGCCGCCCCCUCUGCGCACGCGAAGAACUGCCAGCGGGCCCCUCCCUCCCUACAGCCCGAGCGCACGAGCAGCCCUCCCCACAUACCCACGAUGGCGUCCCAAACCCCCGCCGUUGUCAUGGACAACGGUACGGGAUACUCGAAGCUCGGUUUCGCCGGCAACGACUCCCCCUCCUUCGUCUUCCCCACCGCCAUAGCCACGCGUGGCCCAACAGGCGGCGGCGGCAGCUCCGGCUCCGGCCGCCCUGCCGUUGCAAACAAGCCCUCGUACCUGACCGGCGGCGCGGGCCCCGGCGGCCACCUGUCCGGGAAGCGUGGCACCGAGGACCUGGACUUCUUCAUCGGCGACGAAGCUCUCUCGGCCGCCGCAGGCUCCGGCUAUGGCAUCAACUACCCCAUCCGCCAUGGUCAAAUCGACAACUGGGAUCUCAUGGAGCGCUUCUGGUCCAACUCCAUCUUCAAGUACCUCCGCGUCGAGCCCGAGGAUCACCACUUCCUCCUGACUGAGCCUCCACUGAACCCCCCGGAGAACCGCGAGGCCACUGCCGAGAUCAUGUUCGAGUCGUUCAACGUCGCUGGCCUGUACAUCGCUGUGCAGGCUGUCCUCGCCCUCGCCGCCUCCUGGACCAGCUCCAAGGUUCAGGACCGAUCGCUGACCGGAACUGUCAUCGAUUCCGGCGCCGGUGUCACCCACGUUAUUCCUGUCGCCGAAGGCUACGUCAUUGGCUCGUCGAUCAAGAGCGUGCCAAUUGCUGGUCGCGACAUCACGCAAUUUGUGCAAUCGCUGCUCCGAGAGCGUGGAGAGGCAGACUCCUCUCUUGCCACUGCUGAGCGCAUCAAGGAGGAGUACUGCUACGUCUGCCCAGACAUAGUCAAGGAGUUCGCGCGCUACGAUCGCGAAUCCGACGACAGGUUCAAGCAGCACACGGUCACGUACGCGAACGGAAAGACGACGACGGUCGACGUCGGCUACGAACGCUUCCUUGCCCCUGAGAUCUUCUUCAACCCCGAGAUCUACUCGUCCGACUUCCUCACUCCCCUCCCCACCAUCGUCGACAAUGUCAUCCAGACCUCGCCCAUCGAUGUACGAAGAGGAUUGUACAAGAACAUUGUUCUGUCCGGCGGUUCCACUUUGUACAAGGACUUUGGUCGCCGCCUGCAGCGCGACAUCAGGCACUUGGUUGACGCGCGCAUCAAGGCUUCGGAAGCACGCAGCGGAGGCGCCAAGAGCGGCGGUCUGGACGUACAGGUCAUUACACACAAGAGGCAAAGACACGGCCCAUGGUUUGGUGGAUCUUUGCUUGGCCAAACGCCCGAGUUCAGAAGUUACUGCCAUACUAAGGCGGAGUACGAUGAGAUCGGCCCCAGCAUCGUCCGACGAUUUGCACUACUGGGUGGGCCGGGCAGUACCUAAAUAUUUGAGCUUGAGAAUGUGGCCGUGCCAGUUGAGAAGUGUGGUGAGCCUGGGAGCGAUAACUGCAUUCAAUCUAAGAUACAAUUUACUCAAUCCCAGUCUCUGUCGG
This is a messenger RNA of Boeremia exigua, 1557 nucleotides long. Its product is annotated as actin-related protein-like protein 3. Bases 126 to 1448 code for a protein of 440 amino acids. Gene Ontology annotation, molecular function: actin filament binding. The record is from RefSeq and is a predicted model, not a curated record. Gene Ontology annotation, biological process: Arp2/3 complex-mediated actin nucleation. Lineage: Eukaryota; Fungi; Ascomycota; Dothideomycetes; Pleosporales; Didymellaceae. Gene Ontology annotation, cellular component: actin cortical patch; Arp2/3 protein complex. The transcript is spliced from 5 exons.